CUCUGUAAGUAUGUGUGUUGUAUCCGCAAUGAUUCGCACUCAUUCAUUGUCGGAUGUGGAGCAUUUGAAAAGUAGCGAUGUCAGUUGGGGUUUCGUCGUUAAACUAGUUAAACGCGUUUUGUCUUACGGAUUCUCUAGUAAACACAGAGCCAUUCGCAUUCGUAUUCGCAUUCGCCGGUUGUGAGUAGAAUUCGAUUCUUUUGUGGACUUCAUCCCCGAAACGACACUUCAAGCAGCGCAUAUCCAUGUUUCCCCUAGUGCGAGAACUCUAAAGAAAGACAAAAUUCGCCAAAGCAAGAAAACAGAAAGAGUGAAAUCAUAUAUAAACGUGCCCGGAGUUUGGGGUAGAAAUGAGAAUUUGCCUUCUCAAACUCGGAAAGUGUUCAAUCAAGUAAGAAAAUGCAAAUGCGACUGCACAUACACCUACCAACUCGUAUCGCCCUAUGUAGCAACGCAUACAUUUAUGUGUCAAACUUUUGGCGAACGCAAUAAACUAAGUUCAUGGGAAUCAUAAGGAAGACCGGCCAAAACAGUUGUAAUUCAGUCACGCCAAGCGUCAGACCUUCGAACAGUUGAGUCUCCAACAAUUUGAAUAUCGAAGAUUGUCUGCUGAAGCACAUCUUCAUCGCUGUUGACAUCCUGACACUCCAAUAAAACUACACGAAAACGCAGUAAGAAAAUAACAUACCGAGUGUGCGAGCAGGAACUCGAACUACAUAGGAUUGCAUUGCAUUACACUAAUCAAGUACCGCACUGCAUAAGUAUAUGUGUCAUCAGCUCCACGAGCAUUUCACAGUUUAACCGUUCAAAGGCGAUAAUGUGACUCCAAUAUAUGCGUCUAAGACACGAAACAUCUGAUUACACGGCAAGCGCGUGAAAUCUCGAGCCAGUUAGUUGAUAACAACAACAACGAUUCAUAAUCAUUAGUAAACAUUAUUGGAAAGCUUAGCCAGCGACGUCGAGAAUCGAGCGUCGAGCAUCGAGGUGUUUUGUGGGAAAUCAUCUUAUCGGUAUUUUAGUUUUCUGCGAAACACAAACGCGCUAGGUCACGCUCACCACACAAGCGCUCAGACACUCGAGCGGAAAACAACUCCGAGUACAAAUGUGAAAAGUAAUAAAGUAGAGUACGUGUAAAUCGAACGCAAAAACAAACUUAAACAUUCCCUCGGUUACUCAAUUAGUUACGAAAUAUAAACAGUAUAGUGACAACCCAAGACUCAUUUAAAUAAUAUCGAGCUAGUUUAGAUAUAAUAAUUAGAUAAUUGAUCGGAAAAGCAAAAUAUUUCGGUGCAUAAUUCGUGAAAAUGGUUAUGUCGGAGUUACGUUGGAGCACAGGACCUAAAGACAAUAACAAUUCGUUGAAGCAUGAUCUGUUGAAAACACCGACAAGUGGGCACAUAAUGCAGAAUAGAUAUAUCAGCCGAUUGGCUCGAUCGCCUUCGCCACUGCAAUAUUCUGCGUCCGAUUGUGGGGACAAUAAUUCGGUAGCGGGGAAUUCUAGUGAUCGCUGCUUGUCACCGCAGAGUCCGCCAAUAUUUGCUACGCCACAGGACGAACACCAACAACAUCAGCUGCCAACCCUAAAGUCCCACCUGUUGGAUGUGUUGAACCGAGGCGACACAACGUUGGAGUACAAAUUAGGUGUUGCCAAAGAUGUUGAGCAUAUGAGGGACACAGAGUCCGGUGCGCUUAACUUAACCAGUGAAAGUUCGCGCCAAAGUUUGCAAUCACCGUCACCGUCCUUGAAAUCGUUGCGCGCCGGCCGCUCUACACCUACAACGUCCGCUUGCGAAAGUGCGGCACUCUGUUUUACCAACAACACAUAUCCAAUGCCAAAUAUUUCCUCGCAACAGGCGCAACUCGCUGUGGCGGCGAGUGCAGGCCUGGGCCUUGGCAGUCCGCUGUUUCCCCACGCACUCAACACCUCGAUCUCACCGCAAGACUUUACACAGUUCCAGCAGGCACUGCAACAGCAGCAAACCGCAUUGCAUCAACAAUUUCAGAGCUAUAUAGAGAUUUUGCGCAGCGGUUCGUUAGGCAUAUCGCCAGAUGACCCGAGCAUGGCCACUCAAGUUGCUGCCGCUCAGUUCCUAUUUCACAGCCGUGUGCAGGCGCUCACUCAGGCAACGCAGCAACUGCAGUCUCUUCAGAAGCAGCAGGAAUUGCAGAAACAAUCCCAUCUCCAGCACCAACAACAACAGAGAGAAGAAACUUCAAAAUCUUGUAAUUUGCACACUUCAACGCCGGCCCACACGCCCGUACAAAGUCCCGCGUCAUCUCCACUGCCGCUACAAACGAAUUUUAAUAUGAAUGCGCAUAGUCAAAUAACGCCGCCCAACCCGGGCACUAGUCUGAAAGUGAGUGGGAUUCUUACGCCGAAUACGAUCAGCGGCGCCCCACAAACGCCUCAAAUGCUAAAACAUGCUGGCGCCGCUCAACGCUUGGCUGGGGAACCGUCGCCAGAGGAAACCACAGAUCUCGAAGAGCUUGAACAGUUCGCCAAAACUUUUAAGCAACGUCGCAUCAAAUUGGGCUUCACGCAGGGCGAUGUCGGCCUAGCCAUGGGCAAACUCUACGGCAAUGACUUUUCACAGACGACGAUUUCGCGUUUCGAAGCCUUAAAUCUGAGUUUUAAGAACAUGUGUAAGCUGAAACCACUGCUGCAGAAAUGGCUGGAAGACGCCGAUCGAACGAUACAGGCGACCGGAGGCGUUUUCGACCCAGCUGCAUUGCAAACAGUGAGCACGCCCGAGGUUAUGGGGCGCCGCCGGAAAAAGCGCACUUCAAUCGAAACCUCGAUAAGGGGGGCUCUUGAAAAGGCCUUCAUGAUGAAUCAGAAACCCACAAGCGAGGAGAUCAGCCAAUUGGCCGACCGACUGUGCAUGGAAAAAGAGGUGGUGCGCGUUUGGUUCUGCAACCGACGGCAGAAGGAGAAGCGCAUCAAUCCGUCAAUGGACAGCCCGACCGGGGACCACGGCAGUGAGUCGCCUUACAUGAUGAUGCAGUGAAGCUUUUCUCUCCAUGCAUAAACCAGCAGUAAGACUAUGACUAAGCCUACAACUAUUUCGUAUUAAAUCAGGCCAUCAAAAUAAUGAUCCGGAUAUACACCAUCCCUAUAUACAUACAUACCUCUGAAUGGAUGUGUGUGUAUGUUUAACAAAUUGUCGACAUAUGUAUGCCUGUGGACUCGUAUAUAUGUGAGACGAAGGGUUAAUGUAAAUUGUACGUAUGAGCACACAUAUCUACGCACUAGGCUUAAAGCCUUCCAGGAGAAAGGUCCGCACACAUACACACGCAGAUAUGUAUACGAAUUCCUAAGGUGACUUGCAUCUUGAAUUGGCGCAGGCUUUUAUAUGUGCUUGUGUGCUGUGUUAAAAGCACUUAUUUAACAAUAAAUUAUAUCGGAAUAUUAUAUAAAUUUUAGUGUAUAUAGGCAAUAUGGAUAUUUUAUGAGGAAGCUGAAUAUGUUUUAUUGCUAAAUGAUAGAUCAUAACUAAAGUAUUUUUGUGUGCAACGUUUAUGAGAUAAGUUACUAUUCUAAUAACUGGUGUUUAUUUGUAAAUGUCAACGUUUCUGGUGAAUUUGUGUUAGUUAGGUAAAUAGUAUUAAGAAUAACGGAAUAACCAGGGGUAUUUUGCAACAGUUUCAACACAAACGCACACACACACAAAUAACUGUGUGUGUAAAUCAGUUUUGAAGAACAUAAUAAAACAAAAAGUGAACUUUGUAUGUGAAUACAUAUGUAUGUAUACUAGUAUGUAAUCAUAACUUACAUUGCUAAGAUUGGGAAAACUGUAUUUCACCGAGACAUUUUGUGAAGCAUAAAUCCUGCUUUGAACGGAUAUCAACACAGUCGAGUUUAGUUCAAGAACUAUACCAUAUGCAUUGAACAUAUGUAUAUAUGGUAUAUGUAUGUGUGGAUCGUCUCAUCUAUGUACAAUACGUAUGUAAGAACUUUAGUCUAGAAUAAGUUACUAGCAUUUAGAUUAUAUUUAUUUGUUUUAAUACUGUGAUAAUAAGUAGAGGUUUAUUGAAAAUCUUCAUAAGGAAAAUUCCUGUAUAAAUUCCACGAAGAUAAUUUAUUGCAGUAAAAUAAAAGUAUGA
Bactrocera tryoni is the source of this 4104-nucleotide messenger RNA. Its product is annotated as protein nubbin-like. The transcript is spliced from 4 exons. The record is from RefSeq and is a predicted model, not a curated record. The coding region runs from base 1305 to 3008 and encodes 567 amino acids. Gene Ontology annotation, biological process: regulation of transcription by RNA polymerase II. NCBI's taxonomy places the organism in Eukaryota, Metazoa, Arthropoda, Insecta, Diptera, Tephritidae. Gene Ontology annotation, molecular function: DNA-binding transcription factor activity, RNA polymerase II-specific; RNA polymerase II cis-regulatory region sequence-specific DNA binding.